Messenger RNA from Girardinichthys multiradiatus, 736 nucleotides. RefSeq lists its product as uncharacterized. The transcript is spliced from 2 exons. NCBI's taxonomy places the organism in Eukaryota, Metazoa, Chordata, Actinopteri, Cyprinodontiformes, Goodeidae. Bases 86 to 736 code for a protein of 216 amino acids. Gene Ontology annotation, molecular function: nucleic acid binding. The record is from RefSeq and is a predicted model, not a curated record. Gene Ontology annotation, biological process: DNA integration.
CCCAAAGAAAACUUUGACACCGUUGCAGGGAAAAUUUCCUUUAAUCACAAGGCCAGGAAAGGAAAUAAUUAUUGACUAUACAGACAUGGUGCAGUCAGUAAGAGGUUUCAGAUAUCUGCUUGUGUGUGUGGAUGCUUUCACAGGAUGGCCAGAAGCAUGGCCAGCAAAAAAGGAAGAUAGUAAAACUGUGGUUAAAUGUCUCAUUAACCAUUACAUUCCCAGACACGGGUUUCCUGAAAAGAUAAGGGCUGACAAUGGAACCCAUUUUAAGAACCAGGAGCUGCAACAGGUGGAGUCCAGUUUGGGGCUGAAACACAGGUGUUCAGUGAACUCAACCACAGGAUACACUCCAUACGAGCUGGAAACCGGAAGGAGUUUUCCGGGACCACGAGGAGCAGUUCUGACAUCUACAGGUGAUAUCCAGAAUUUGUCACACAAAGUCUAUUUUUCUCAGCUACAGAUGGUGGUGGAAACCUACAACAAGGUUCUGGGAUCUGAGAGAUCUACAGGAGAGCCAACAACACCCCAGGUCGAGUGGGUGUGGUCGAGAGUCAUGUGGUUGGAGCCAAAGUUCACAGGACCAUACCAGGUGACCGAGAGGACAUCCCACGCAGUGAGGCUGAAGGACAAAGGAAACACGUGGUUUCAUUGGAGCCAGUGCGCCGAGGCACCGGAACCAGGGAGACCCCUGGAGGAGAUCGGAGGAAACACAGCUUCAUCACAAGGGGCAGAAUAA